Drosophila nasuta is the source of this 1598-nucleotide messenger RNA. RefSeq names its product elongation of very long chain fatty acids protein F-like. Gene Ontology annotation, molecular function: fatty acid elongase activity. Gene Ontology annotation, biological process: fatty acid elongation, monounsaturated fatty acid; sphingolipid biosynthetic process; fatty acid elongation, saturated fatty acid. The record is from RefSeq and is a predicted model, not a curated record. The transcript has 3 exons. NCBI's taxonomy places the organism in Eukaryota, Metazoa, Arthropoda, Insecta, Diptera, Drosophilidae. Bases 523 to 1392 code for a protein of 289 amino acids. Gene Ontology annotation, cellular component: endoplasmic reticulum membrane.
AUUAAAUAAAAAAAGAGGUCGAAGAUCAUAGCAGCUCAAAGCAAAUUUUAUCAUUUUAUUUAAAGUUUAAGCUUUAAUUGCUGUGUAAAAAUUGUAACUUUCUGGUGCAAUUUCUGCUACAUACGAGUAUAAAAAUAGAGCGGCAAGCAAAAUAAAAUAUUGACCGCCACAACAUUCUUAAAGCCAAACUAAACACACAUAUUUCACACAUAGUCGAUUGCAGAAAUUAGCAAACAGGCGCACUAACAUAUGAGAAGAGAUGUUUAUCUGUAUUUGCAAAAGCAAGGAGCAAAUCUCACUAAGAACUAUACUGCUUGCGAGAGAGCAAAUCACAAAAAUAACAAUACCGCUUGUGAGAGAGCAAAGAGGAGUGUGUGCGAGAGCGCUAUUGUAUUCUACUCACAUGUACACUGACUUACCUUUGUACUGUAUAAAAGGUUAAUGUGCAGGCUUCCGCUUGCUUUUAAGGUUGGUUGCGAAUUAUUUAUGUGAAUUCAAGCAGAGCCUACCGAUACUACAUAAAUGGAAAUGUCAACCCAGCAAUGUUUAACAAGUCUGAUUUCAACCCACCCAGACUACACUUGUCUGAAUGAAAUGUUUCCUAGACUUAUAGAACUUUCUGAUCUGCCUGUGGCAGAUCCUGUUGCUGCAAAGUUUCCGUUUCUAGGAUCAGCAUGGCUAGUCACAUUUCUUCUUAUUUCCUAUCUUCUAAUUAUCUUAAAGUUGGGCAAAAAAUUUAUGGAGCACCGUAAGCCUUAUAAUAUAAAUAAUAUAUUAAUUGUCUACAAUGUGUUCCAAAUGAUUUACAAUGUUAUUUUGUUUUGCAUGAUAGUGUACUAUUGUAUAAUAAAGCCAACAUAUGAUUUCACUUGCAUGGAAACAUUGUCAUUUGACCAUCCCAGAAAGAAUAUGGAACGUGCGCUAUCAUAUGCAUUUUUCGUCAAUAAGAUUAUCGAUCUUCUGGAUACCAUAUUCUUUGUAUUGCGGAAAAGCUACAAACAGAUUACCGUGCUGCACGUUUACCAUCAUGUACUAAUGGUCUUUCUCCCAUAUUGGGUGGUUCGAUUCUAUGGAGUUGGCGCACAAUUCGUUACGACGGCAUUCCUCAAUACGUUCGUUCAUGCGGUGAUGUAUCUUUACUACAUGAUUACGGCAAUGUAUCCGGGCAUGAAGGGAAGCUUGUGGUGGAAGAAAUAUAUUACCGUACUGCAAAUAAUUCAAUUUCUUAUUGGGAUGAUCCAGUCGGCUUACAUCUUGAACUUUAAUCCAGAGUGCGAUUUUCCAAAGAUUUUUCAUGCUAUUAUAAUAAUCGGAGGCGCAAUAUUUGUUGCCAUGUUUUCCAAUUUCUACAUCAGGGCUUACAUAAUGCCUCAACGACGUAAAUUAAAGUGAUCUACACGUGAAGUAGUUAUUUUUAAAUUAUUUUCCAUCAAUCGGACUACAUUUUAAUCAAAAACUUAACAAAGAUUUAAAUACAAAUAUUAGAAAUACAUUAAAAACUUGUACAAAAUGCAAAUUAAUGUUUUUAACUGUGCUAAUCAAAUACUGUGCAAAACACAAAUUUUGUAAGAAAUUUUCAAUGUUAAACUAAAAAUAAA